CCAGUUGGUGGACCAACCAGCAUUCCUAGCAUUGCUGUUCCAAGUUCACGCAGGUUUAAUCGUCCGCGAACUUCCACAAGCUUCUAACAGGUGGUCAUAACUACGGAGGCCUGACCUAUCUACUCUUGCGACAAGAAUUCUGCUGGUUCUUCAACUAUCAGGUUUGGCCUCGAAAUUAAGCUCAGCCGGAAAGUUCACCUUUCCACGAUGGAGACGGGUUCUUGUAGGAAUACUAAGCUGUUUUUUAAGCUAUUUGGGUUUGUAGGCACUCUUUGCGUAAUUGGUAUUGUAGGGUAUUAUUCUGGAGCUGAAAAGAAAUUGGUAUCGUUGUACACGGAUAUAUCGAAACGCUCGGCCGUGGUCGGACCACCCCCCGCACCACGUGAAUUUCCCCAUGCGGCAGUAGCCGCUGACCACGAGCUUUGCUCCAAGCUCGGCACGCAGGCGCUGAAAGAUGGUGGCCAUGCUGUUGACGCUGCCAUAGUAACGGCAUUGUGUGUAGGCGUGGUUAAUCCACACUCCGCUGGUAUCGGAGGCGGUGGCUUCAUGGUGAUUUACGAUAGAGAGUCUAAGACUUCGGCUUCUAUCGACUUCCGUGAGAUGGCACCUAAACGCCUGACUUCCAAAGGCACCGAAGACAUGCUACACGUACUUCAUCUGAUGAAAAUGAGAGAAAUGAACACAAUGCGGCCGAGUGAAGGCUUGAUGGUCGGCGUUCCCGGCGAAUUGCGAGGCUUUGAAAAUGCGUGGAAGAAGUACGGAAAGCUCAAGUGGGAGAGGCUUUUCCAACCCGCUGCUGAUCUCUGCAAGAAGGGGUAUAAGGUGCACCCGUCCCUAGCGACGGCUAUUGCCAAGAACGCCCUCAACAUCACCAACAGCAACUCUCUAGGGGAGAUCUUUACUCGUAAUGGAAAAAUGCUAGUCGAGGGUGAUAUUGUCAAGAGACCUGUGUACGGAAAGACCUUAGAGGAAAUAGGCAAGUCUGGUGGUGCAGAUAUCUUCUACAACGGCAAGAUGUCUAAGACAGUUGUGAAAGACAUAAACGGCGAGGGGGGCAUCUUCACCCUUGACGACCUAAAGGAGUACAUUGCCGGGGAUGUUAAACCUGUCAUAGCCUAUCUGGGUCACAUGAACGGAGCCAAAAUCAUCACCCCACCCCCACCCGCAGGGGGAGGUGCUGUCAUGUCGGAGGCACUGCAGAUUCUAAGUGGAUACAACUUCAAGCCAUCGGAUCUCAAGGACCACCCUGGGUUGACAUACCACCGCAUGAUUGAGGCGUUCAAGUUUGCACACGCUAGUCUGACGUAUCUUGGCGACCCACGGUACAUGAAGGAUGCCAACAAGGUCGUGGAGAAAAUGGUCGAUCAGACACACUCCAACAACCUUCGCAAGUUCAUCGACAACAGGACCCAUCCUGUCAAAUACUACGGACCCAUCAACUACCGGACUGACGUCACAUCCGGUACAACUCAUCUGUCUGUUGUGGAUGCUGAUGGCAACGGGGUGUCUCUGACCAGCUCCAUCAACAAGUACUUCGGUUCCAAGAUUCGUUCCAAGAAACUCGGAAUCAUCUAUAAUGACCAGCUUGCUGAUUCCAUGAACCACUGGGUGAACGAGUAUGGUCUUGUACCAGACAACUUCCUUCCUCACCGCAAGCCCUUGUCCCUGGCGUGCCCGGCCAUCAUAGUAGACAAGGACGACAACCUACAGAUGGUGAUCGGCGCAGCAGGAGGGCGAUACAUCCCCACUACGUUAGCGCAGGUGAUAAUGAACUACUACUGGUUUGGCCUAAACUUGAAGAAUGCGGUAGCUAGACCCAGGCUCCACUCACAGCUCUUCCCAGAAAUGGUUCUAGUCGAGGAAAACUUUUCCCACAAGCUCAUAAAAAAGAUCAAACGAUUUGGCCAUCGUUACGUUACCAAUGAUACAGCCCUCUUUACUGGAACCCCGACACAGAUCAUGGGUGUAGUGCAGGUUAUUGUUCGUGAGAAGAGCGGUAAGCUGCUGGCGCUAGCAGACUACCGCAAGGGCGGCAUCGCUGACGGGUACAAGAAAUAAAAAUAUGGACUUUUAUAUAUUUUCUUCUUGAUUGUAUAAAUGACAAUAGUUGGUGGUGCCUGGGAGAAAUGACUCCGAAAGCGUCCUCAUUAGCUGCUUUUUAAAGAAAGGGACAAACCUGUGUGUACUUGUACCUUUUUCUGAAAAGCAAAUAAAAGUGUGUUUUUUUCGA
Nematostella vectensis (starlet sea anemone) is the source of this 2230-nucleotide messenger RNA. Its product is annotated as glutathione hydrolase 1 proenzyme. The record is from RefSeq and is a predicted model, not a curated record. Gene Ontology annotation, cellular component: plasma membrane. Bases 208 to 2058 code for a protein of 616 amino acids. The transcript has 10 exons. Gene Ontology annotation, molecular function: glutathione gamma-glutamate hydrolase. Gene Ontology annotation, biological process: glutathione catabolic process. NCBI's taxonomy places the organism in Eukaryota, Metazoa, Cnidaria, Anthozoa, Actiniaria, Edwardsiidae.